Molecule: messenger RNA, 3497 nt
Organism: Porites evermanni
Lineage: Eukaryota; Metazoa; Cnidaria; Anthozoa; Scleractinia; Poritidae
Source: the annotation of a GenBank genome assembly
AUAAUCUCAGCAAUACUUAUCAACUUUGCUGAAAUAGGUAGAGUUGAAGGGAUCCUCUAGGGCGAGCUCUAAGCAAUAGACUACAUACCAUGAAAAUGAGAACCAAGGAAACUCUCUUUUAAAAAUGAUCCCCUGCUAGUACUUUAUAUAAGCUUUGGGAGCUUGUUCAUUCUUUAACUCACCACUUAGAACAUGUCAGAAAACAUAAAGGAAGACAUCUGGGUACUAAUAUUUCAGUUAUUCAAUAUAAAAUGAAUAAUGAAUAACAUGCUUAGUUUUACUAAAGGUAUUAUUAUUAAUAAGUGAAAUUAAAAAAAACAGAAUGAACUUUUAAAACACCCUGUCAAUGUUCUUUGCAGAUUACAGGUUUCUUCUCUGCCUUCUCAACACUAUACAUUUCUUUGAGUGGCUGUGGAGAAUACUGACAUGAACACCAACAAAUCAAUUACUCAGAUUGGAUUUUUGUCCUGUUAAAGUAACUUUUGGCGUAAUUGUGAAUACCCACAGCUUACUCAAGGGAAAGGUUUACUUGAAUCUAAUUGCUCCCGUUGCCACUUAGGAAGAAAGGAAUAUUGAAUUGAACCGAUCUUUGUGCAGGCAUUUGUUUGUUUGCAGUGCACCUCUAAGUCCCUCAAUUUUUGUCCCUUGAGCAACUGAGAUAGACUUAAUUGAUUUUUGGCUUAUAUGAGAGGUAAGAAAUAGCGAUUUUAGCAUAUGCCUCCUAAAGCCUCUGAACUAACACAAAAUAAAGAAAAACAAUUUUUGGUUGUGAAAUCAAGUGAACUGUUUCUAGCUAGGACAACUUUUCCUUAUUCACUGACAAGCCUUCCAUUUUGUUUUGUUGUGACUUUAUAAGACAAUAAGUCAAGUAACACUCUGGAAGGUGUGAUUUUUUUCUUACGUGUUUGGUUGUACUGCAACUAAAUCCUUUGAUUCUUAAAAUCUUGAGCAAUCUUCUUUUGGUUUAAAGUAUUCUGCCUUAACAUUUGUGACACAAGUUGCAAACUUUAAAAUAUAAUAAAGUACUAGUUUUCAGGAAUGGUUUUUGGUUAGAAAUGAUGGUCCCUAAAGGAGCAGUUUAGGAAAGGAGUCUUUCCAGAUCUUAAUAACCAGAAGCUCUACCCUCAUGUUAGACCACAGACGGGAACCCCUUUUUUAAGGUGGCCGAUGUAGUGCCUACUCUUGUCAGGUGUCACAGUGUCUCAGAAAACUUGGAAUCUGGUAACGAUUUCUUUGAUGGGAAGUUUGACAACCAUUCUCAGGAAAUGCUUUUGCUCAUGCCAGAGUUUAUCGAUUGGAUUUGUCUGGACUUUCUGCUGGAUGUGGCCAGUAGUUUAUGCUGUUAUCUUGUAUGAACUUCAUUCUCAACUUAACUACCAAAAAUCUGUUUGUGACAUUUCUAACUAAUUUUUUCUUGAAUGUUUUUGUUUGUGGUUAGUGUUUUGAUGUGAGUGACAAUAUUUUAGGUAAACUUAAUAACUUUAUUCUUAGGAUCAUUAUCCUUCUGGAACUGGUACCCACUGUCUGUAUAUGUAGCCUGCAUGAAAAGUAAAUGUAACAGCACAAUACCAAGAAUAUUAUUUAUGUAAAAUUCUUUCUUCCUGAUGCCUGUGAGGAUCAGGAUUAGCAUUGCACAUCUAGUUGAGAUUCAUGCCCAAAUUAAACUGUAGAAAGCAGAUUUUCCCAUGACACUCGACCAUAUCAUACUCUUGUCUGCAAAGAUCAUGCCUACCAAUUUAUUGUGGCUUUGUAAAGACUGCUGAAUGAAGGCGAGGUAGGUGAUAUGCUUACUUUCUUGGACCGUUUGACAAUAACAAGGCCCCAUUUUUUUCAGCAUGGUUUCCUUCUGGUUCUUUUGAUGGUAGCAGUGGACAAGUGAACACCCCUCUCGCUGUAGAACAGCUUCUGCCGACCUAAACUUCAAAAUGCAUUCACAAUUUUGUGGAUCAAAAAUCUCCAUUAUGAUAAUAACUUGUUCCUUCUUUUAAACUUCUCCAUUUCUUAACAAAAUAUAUUAUAAUGAAUAUUAUAAACACGUUGAAAAAUAUGAGUAAAAUGAGAUUUCUAAUUUUAAACCUCAGUAUAUGCAAACCAUUUGCUAGCCUGCAAGCUAGCUCUUCAUUUACAUGAUAUCGUGAAAAGUAGAUGUGUGAGAGAAAACGCAAGGGGGGAUGGUUGGCAGGGGAUAGAAAGGAGAGCUUGCAACAGUCACUCAAAUUUUAAUUUCCACCCCACAAACUGCCACCACAAACGUGCCACAGAUGAGGAAAGUGCGAACCACCUGUCAAGUUUAGGCAGCUGAGAGUGUGGAGUAUGACGCGCCAUAGGGGACAAAAAUACUUGUGUGAAUUUAUGUACAAGUUGUGUGAAUUUAUACACAACUUAUCUUUGUCGAAGAUAACUUCCUACAAUACAUUACAACUUUGCUCUUAGGUCUAUGACUUUCAGCUUCAUUUACUUGACUUCUGACAAAACAUGUACAACUUGUCUGUCAAACAAACCACUUAUCUAUCUAUUGACACAACUUUUAACUUGUAGACAUCAAGGUUGUUUUGCAAUUUGUGACGUGUUGUUAACAUGUUUGACUUACGGCAGUUUUUAUAACUCUCCUACGAAAUACACGACUUAGCAUUGUUUGAGUACAACUUUCUCUAGACACAUAGACCUUCUUCCACAUUUUCGUCCUACUUGUUAUCGAUUUCAAUUAAUCGUCAUGAUCAAUUGGUUCGAAAGGGGUCUUCGUUUUGCGAGAAAGGAUGUGUGAAUUUCCAGGCAUGACAGUGGAUACCGAGAAUACAAUAUGUUAUGCCUCUAACCAAAAACAAAAUUAAUGGAACUUCAACAUUCCCCAAAAAGUUGAUCAGGCAUCUCUGUUUUAAAAUUUGGGCAACAAACUCUGCCUUCUUUCAAGGAAAAAUAAUGACACGGUCUCCUUUCCCGCUAAUCUUGGAUUGCAUACUGCAUAGUCCAAUGAUGCAUGACACCUGCAGCCUUUUUUGCCUGUCAAAACACGGGAAAAUUCCCCGCAGACGUCCUUGCCCCACUGCAUCAGUAAAGUUUAUUGGCUCUUAUUUUUAAAUGCACAUUAUUAUUUACAUAAUAUUUUAUACUCACGUUGGCGCUGGUAAACCAUCUAAUUUAUCCUUGAAUACAGCCUCAAGGGCACUGCGAAGUUUCCUCUCUGACCAAUUGCUACAGAACUCCAGAGAAGAUGCAGCAUCUUUCCCUCAGCUUUCGAUGAUGAAUUUUCUUAAUUCUCGGGCUAGGUAGUAGCAUAACAUCUUUCAGGAAAAAGCCAGUCUCUGCGAGAAGUUGGAUCGUGUUGUCGUUUCUUUGAUUUUGCAGGCCGGGAUGUGCUUGCAGCGGUGGUUCGAGUUAAUGUUCCGCGAAAAAGCCUGGCCACUGCCUGUGUUACCACUGAGGAAGAACUUGGGUUUAUUUGCGACAUUACGUUGCUCAUGUCAGGAACCUGGGCUUCCUCAAGGGAAUUCGAUGUG